Drosophila virilis is the source of this 1377-nucleotide messenger RNA. RefSeq names its product carbohydrate sulfotransferase 11. Gene Ontology annotation, biological process: carbohydrate biosynthetic process. Gene Ontology annotation, molecular function: sulfotransferase activity. The record is from RefSeq and is a predicted model, not a curated record. Lineage: Eukaryota; Metazoa; Arthropoda; Insecta; Diptera; Drosophilidae. Gene Ontology annotation, cellular component: membrane.
CAAAACCAGAGCUUUGCGAGACCAAAAUGAAUCAAAAUGUACAAAUUUUUGGCAUUCUGCUGCUUUACACUUUUGUGCGGCUCUUGGCAGCUGCCGCUUUUGAGGAUGGCAACAACAACAAUGUCAAAAUCACCAAACAUAGCCUGGAACUCACGCAAACAAUCAAUAUACAGCGUCAGGAGUUUAUGCAGCGACAGUGUGAACUGCUGGAGGCCAACAGGCAAACUGUGGAUGAUCUUACCGAGCUGCAAAUGGAUCACAUGAUUGUGGAUAAGGAGCACAAGCUGCUCUACUGCUAUGUGCCCAAGGUGGCCUGCACAAACUGGAAACGGGUGCUGAUGCUCUUGACGGGCAAGUGGCAGAAUGGCACGGAUCCGCUGCAGAUACCUGGGUCGCUGGCGCAUUCGGUGGGCAUGUUCACCAAAUUCUACGAUCUGAGCGAGGAGGAGCGCGCCCAGGUGCUCAGCGAAGAGUACACACGCUUUAUUCUGGUACGGCAUCCAUUUGAGCGGCUGCUCUCCGCGUAUCGCAAUAAGCUGGAGGGUGGUUCGCCCAGCGCACGCUACUUUCAGUCCCGUGUGGGUCGUCAGAUUGUGCGGGAGCUGCGCCCCGGUGCUAGCAACGAGUCCCUUAAUCAGGGCAACGAUGUUCAGUUUGGCGAGUUCGUGCAGUAUUUGCUGACGCCGGAGCUUAGUCGCACCAACCAAACGGACUACAAUGAGCACUGGGAGGUUAUUGCCAAACUGUGCAAUCCCUGUGUCAUGAAGUACAACGUUGUGGGCAAAUACGACACCUUACUGGAUGACUCCGCCUUGGCGCUGUAUCUGGCGGGUGCCAAGAACUUGACAUUCCCCACUGGCCACAAGCCGUCCAGCACGCGCGCCAAUCUGCGAAAUUACUUUGAUCCACUGCCCAUUGGCGCCAUACGGCAUCUGUACGAAAUCUAUGAGGAGGACUUUCGUCUGUUUGACUAUGGCAUGGAUGAUGUUUUAGGCUUUGAAUUCGGCUGAUUACUUACUAAAUAUAUAUAUAUGUUAUAUGUAUUUAUUAAAGUGAUUUACAGCAUCCGAAUCAUUUAUACUGUGACCAUGACGCUUUCCCCUGGAAAUCUUUGUGAUUUUAGCAAUAUUUAGUUUUACAGAUACUUGCUAAUAGUUUUGUAAUUGUAAGUUUCUUAUUUAAUCAGCGGCAUGCGAAUAUUAGCUUAGAAUAUUAUAAAUAGUACAAUAUUAGGGAGGUUUUAUGUUGUAAAUAACAAAGGAAUAACUCAAAUAUUAAUAUUCUACAACCCAUACAUAAAUUAAUUUGUAUUCUAAACAAAUCGUGUGUUCGGCAAAUAUGUGUUUAUAUGUUUGUCUUAUAUAUGAAGUAUUUUUA